AUGGACGAUCUGACGAGGAAAAGACGGGUGAGAGGAGCUCAUAGAGCUUCGGCUAGUAAACUUGUAGCGAAGAUAGUUGAAACGAUUCCGAGAGCGAUUGACGAGAAAGCAGAAAGGGAUUUGACAUGGCUGAGACAAAGCCAGGUCACGUUACGAGAGAAAGUCAAGAGGUUAAAGGAACUCGAUGAACAGAUCAUUGACAUACUAAGCACCUCGGGAGAUGAAGACGCCGAAGCACAGCUCAAUAAAGAGGUCGAAAGUUCAGACGAAGCGGUCGCAGAAUUUGAAAGGACAUUGAUGAAAAUCGACGACGCGCUGCGGGAAUCCGGUGAACAAAGACUGCCAUUGUUGACGACGCCAGACGAAGGAAACCUAGACCAGAGCCGUAUAUCGACAGCCAGUACGGGAAAGAUCGUCAGAGCAAAGCUUCCGAAACUAAAGCUUAAGAACUUCAACGGUAAAGUAUGUGAGUGGCCCGAGUUUUGGGACGGGUUUUCAAGCUCGAUAGACAACAAUGACGCAUUGUCUGACGUUGACAAGUUUGCAUAUUUGCGCGGAUAUUUGGAAGGACCAGCGAAGUCUACAAUUGCCGGAUUAGCGUUAACAGGGACAAACUACAACUGUGCAGUGGAAUUGCUUAAGAAACGGUUCGAAAAGAAAAGCAUAGUUCAACGAGCACACGUGAAUGAACUCAUACAACUGCCGGCAGUUUACAAAGAAAGGGACACGCAGAGACUACGGAAGUUGUUUGACAGCUGCGAAACGAAUAACCGCGCCUUGAGAGCCCUGGGGGUGAACGAGAACUCGUAUUCCGCUAUUGUUGUUCCGACGAUCAUGGAGAAGCUGCCCGAGCAGUUUCGCUUGACUAUUACGAGAGGGCAGAACUUCCUGGAGUGGUCAAUGGAGGAAAUGCUACAAGCCUUUGAGAAAGAGCUCGAACUACGUGAAGCGCACGAUGCGGUGGGAUCGAGGUCGGGUCGAGAGUACGAAAGAAACGAUGGGAGUUCGGCGUCGGGUAGAAAAUAUGGUCAACAACAUGGAACUGCAUCCACGUUAAUAGCGAGUGAAAGGAAGGGAAACUGUGCUUUCUGCCUGAAGAUCCACAAACACGAGAACUGUGAGGGAGUAAAGGAUCCGAAGACACGAAAGAGUUUGGCUCGCAAAUACGGUAGAUGUUUUGUUUGUUUGUCUAAGGGUCAUAGAGCCAGUAGUUGUAAGGUCGAGAACAAAUGUAGUGUUUGUGAUGGGGCUCAUCAUGUUGCACUGUGCGAAAUGAGUCCUAAGAGCGAGGGUAAGCAUGACGAAAUACCCAAGCCUAAUGACGAAUGUAAAAACGUACCCAAUAACACGAAUGUGCAUGUGACUACUCCUAAUAGUAACUUGCAUGCUGGAACUGGUAGCCUGGUUGCCUUGCAGACUGCACGUGGCGUUUUAAGGGGGGAAAGGGUGGUUAAGGUGCGGGUCCUCUUUGACGCGGGAAGUCAUCGUUCCUUUGUUACUUCCAAAGCAGCUGGUCUCGCGAAUCCCAGGGGUAUAAGAAGGGAAUUGUUAGGAAUUAAUACGUUCGGUCAAAAUGCGUAA
Molecule: messenger RNA, 1581 nt
Organism: Dendronephthya gigantea
Lineage: Eukaryota; Metazoa; Cnidaria; Anthozoa; Malacalcyonacea; Nephtheidae
Exons: 1
Coding region: 1-1581 (526 amino acids)
Source: RefSeq, a predicted model, not a curated record